AUGGUGGUAAAUAGGAUCUGUGCCACAGCACCGAGAAUCACAAAUCGAAGGUGGACCCAGUUUGGGGGAAGUCUUUCAGUUGAACCGAAUCCUAUUGACUUCGACAAGGUUCUAGUCGAGUUCCAGCAGUCACCAGAAACUGGAAAUAUCGCUGUAAUUGUGGCUAUUGCGGUGGUUUUAUUGUGUUAUACAACUACGUUUGUUAUCGUAAGGAAAUUCGACAAAGAAGACGCAAAAAAUAGGAAAUUACCGAUCCAACUUCCAUCAUCAUCUUCAAGUAGCACAUAUGAGUAUAUUAUAGUGAUUACUACUGGGGCUUGGAAAAACUCAGGCACGACUGCUCAUGUAGCUUUGGAAAUAUACGGUUCUGAAGGAAAGAGUGGCAUUCUUCAGCUUAGCCAAGAAGAGCCUGCUGCAGUUGAUGUGUUAUUCUCUCGAGGUAAUUCAGAUGUUUUUGUACUUUAUGUUACCAAAUCACUUGGUUCGAUUCAAAGAGUGCAGAUUGGGCAUGAUAAUUUUGGAGAUAAUCCCUCGUGGUACCUAGAGGAAAUUCUGAUUCGGGAUGUACAAUCCAGACAGUGUUGGAAAUUCUUGGCCAGUCAGUGGUUUGCUCUUGAGCGCGGUGACGGGCGCAUCGAGCGAAUAAUCGACAAGACCUCAAAUCAUCUGGAUUUUGGCGAUGAAGUUGCAAGACGUUGGCGAAGAGGCCUCGCGGAAGGGCAUAUUUGGAUUUCAGUAGCAGCCAAGCUAAGAAGAAGCCGCUUUACAAGAGUACAGCGGCUUUCUUGCUGCCUCUCAGUGCUUUUGACAUCCAUGUUUGCUAACGCGAUGUUCUAUAAGUUAGAAGGCAAAUAUGAACAGCCUAUCCAAGUCGGACCGCUGAAAAUGUCGUGGAGACAAGUGGUGACUGGAAUUGAAAGCGCGCUUGUUGUGACGCCCAUAAAUAUUGUCAUAGUGUUACUGUUUCAGAAAGGGGCCGAAAAGUCUGUGACGAACAAUGGCUACUGUCAUAAAGGUACACUGAUCAGUGGUAUCUCUUGGUGUUUGUUGCUUUUUUCUUGUUUUGUUUCGGCUGCGUUUACAAUUUUUUACAGCCUUAUUUGGGAAAAGAUUGUCAAAGAGCAAUGGCUGUCUUCGAUGCUUAUCUCAUUCGCGCAGGACGUAACAAUCAAGGAACCAGUAAAGGUGUUCUUCACAGCUUUAACUGUCGCGGCCAUUUUAAGGAUAAAGGCGAAGAGAUCAAAAGUACACGCCUGCGAAAGCCCUCAGCAAGUUAAAGCUGGGUACAAUAAGAAAAAUAUUUGGGCACUGGAAUUUUCAGAAGUGGAAAAGAUGAGGAGACGACAAGCUAAGAAACAGAACCUGUCACGUUAUUUUACAGAAUUGGGUUUAUACUUGGUCUUCGUUUUCUUACUUCUGGCAGUGUGCUAUGGAAACAGAAGUGACCAUCGGUACUUGAUGACAAAAUCAAUCCGAGAUGGACUACAAAACUUCGGCAAGGUGAAAAACAACACAAUGUACUGGUGGUGGUUACAGCGUGUUUUCAUUCCAGGAGUGUAUUCCGGCAGAUGGUACAACGGCCAAAAGGAAAACCAAACAAUUUACAUUGGUAAUAAACGCUCUCUUCUCAUUGGAAUGGCAAGAAUAAGGCAACUCAGAGUGAGAUCGACACAAUGUAAAGUCCUCAACUAUAUGGAAACAUUGUUCGAAGAAUGUUUCAAGGGAUACUCGACAGAGAACGAAGAAAAGACCGCCUACAACAAACCAGGCUGGAUGCCUUUUGACAAUGCUACUAGGAAUGACGAGUUAUUACAACCUUGCCCGAAGCCAUGGCGAUAUCAAAAUGCCGAGGAAACCGACACUACACCCAGGUGGGGACAGUUCUCAUUUUAUGAUGGAGGAGGAUUUGUAGCAGACCUCGGCUAUGAUAGCCAUACGGGAUUCAGUACAGUAACAAAUUUACAAGACAACGGCUGGGUUGACAGGCAAACCAGAGUUGUCCUGGCAGAGUUUUCGACAUUCAAUCCGUCGGUAAAUAUUUUAGUUGUUGCCACAUACUUCUAUGAAGUUGAUGCAUCUGGACUGAAAGCAGCCUCUGUGCAAACUCGUGUUCUUUCACUUGAUUCUACAAACGCACCUUCGCAUCAGUUUUAUUUGAUUUGCUUGUUUCUGUACACUGUAUUCGUUUUUCUGUAUUUUGGAAGAGAAAUGUUUAGGCUUUAUAAUCAUCGCUCUCGAUAUUUCAAGUCCGUGUGGAACUGGGUCGAGAUCUUCCAAAUUGUUUUUUCUCUGUUUGCUGUGGUAAUGUACGUAAUACGACAAAGUAAAACCCUUUCAACUAUGGGUAAACUGCAUAAAAACAUUUACGCAAAUCUAAGUUUCCAAGAAGCUAUCACUUGCCAAGAAGUGGAAAUUGUCGUACUUGGAAUUCUUAUUUUCAUCGUCACUACCAAGCUCUUGCGAAUCAUUCGCUUCAACAGCUAUGUCGCUCUAUUCUCCAAAACAUUGAAAAUAUCUGCACGAUCUUUGUCAUCCUUUAGUAUUAUUUUAUUGAUUUUCUUUGUGGCAUUUUUGCAUUUUGGUGUCUUGAUGUUUGGCUCUGUAUCUGAGCGCUACUCUUCGCUGCUGAAAGGAGUUUAUUUCCAGCUCGAGCUAACUCUUGGUCGAGUGAAAGCUAGACCAAUCAAUGAACUAGCUGAGGCUAGUACCAUAUACGCCAAAAUAUUCGCCUUUUUAAUCCUCUUCACUCUCACUGUCCUCUGCAUGAACUUCUUUAUCGGCAUGAUCAACGAUGCUCUUUUGGAUGCUAAGAACAAUGUGAGCGAAAGUGAGCCGCUGUAUGAACUUAUUGAUGAGAACCGUUGGUUGAGGUCAAAAGAAAGAAAAGAACUUUUCGAUGCAAUCAGUAAUACAUUGAAACAGUCGAGAACUUCCAAAACGUCAGCAAAAGUAAAAGAAAAAGAAUCAGGAAACGUUGGCCUUUACUCCAAGAACAGUUCCAAUCUCAACUUUGAUUUAAUAAGUCAAGCUAUCAUAGCUUUGAGGGAGAAAAGAUCCAGAGAAACAAUAUAUAAACGGCAAUGCAGCACAAGGAGACAAUCUUUGUUAGACAAGAUAAGCAACAUGUUAAAAUCUCUGAAAGGUGAAAGCAAUGUUGACGGCAGCAAACGUAGAGAAAAAAAGAAAGUAAGAUUUCAAGAGGACGUCGUCGAGUUUUCUCUCCGUAAAUUACGUAGGAGACGGGAUGACCUGUUACAACGGUUCGAGAGUAUUGUUUCUGGGUUCUCUGAAGAAGAUGAAGAAUUCAAUUAUUUAUUAAAAACAGCAGAGGCUUAUAACUGCUAG
Messenger RNA from Pocillopora verrucosa, 3345 nucleotides. The record is from RefSeq and is a predicted model, not a curated record. Lineage: Eukaryota; Metazoa; Cnidaria; Anthozoa; Scleractinia; Pocilloporidae.